CUCUGCUUUGCCUUAUUUUCCUUUUAUAGGCAAUAAAAUCUGUCCUUCCCUCUUUACUACCCAACAAUAGUACACAGCUACAACGAAAUAUGGCUCUUGAAGGGCGAGAUAUCCGGAUAGGCAACAAGUACAAGCUCGGCCGAAAGAUUGGCGCAGGAUCUUUUGGAGAGAUUUACUUGGGAUCCAACAUUGUCAGUGGAGAAGAUGUCGCUGUGAAGAUGGAGAACAUCAGGGCAGCUCACCCGCAGCUGGAAUACGAAGCCCGAGUUUACAAAACAUUGGCAGGCGGUGUUGGUAUUCCGUUUGUGCGAUGGUAUGGCAAAGAGGUCGAUCACAAUGUGCUAGUGAUGGACCUCCUUGGCCCUUCAAUGGAAGAUUUAUUCAAUUACUGUAAGCGACGCUUUUCUCUCAAGACAGUCCUCCUCCUGGCAGACCAAUUACUAUCGCGUGUCGAAUACGUCCACUCCAAAGGUUUUAUCCAUCGUGACAUUAAGCCUGACAACUUCUUGAUGGGUAUCGGAAAGCGAGGCAACCAGGUCAAUAUGAUUGACUUUGGUUUAGCUAAGCGGUUCAGAGACCCAAAAACCAACACACACAUUCCCUACAGAGAAAACAAGAAUCUGACAGGAACACCGCGCUAUGCAAGCGUAAAUACUCAUCUGGGGAUUGAACAAUCUCGACGCGAUGAUCUUGAAUCUCUGGGUUACAUUUUGGUAUACUUCUGCCGAGGUCAACUACCAUGGCAGGGCAUCCGUGCUCGGAAUAAGAAAGAGAAAUAUGAUAAGAUCAUGGAAAAAAAGAUGACAACCUCGGCUGAUCAACUCUGUCGAGGGCUUCACCAUGAAUUUACGGUCUAUCUUAAUUACGUACGCUCUCUGCGUUUUGACGAUAAGCCUGAUUACUCGUAUUUACGUAAAUUGUUCCGUGAUCUGUUCGUCCGUGAGGGAUUUCAGUACGACUAUGUGUUUGAUUGGACCAUAAAAAAGAUUGUGAGUUGCAAUUAUUGA
Molecule: messenger RNA, 1007 nt
Organism: Phycomyces blakesleeanus NRRL 1555(-)
Lineage: Eukaryota; Fungi; Mucoromycota; Mucoromycetes; Mucorales; Phycomycetaceae
Product: Serine/Threonine kinase CK1
Exons: 5
Coding region: 90-1007 (305 amino acids)
Biological process (GO): endocytosis; signal transduction; peptidyl-serine phosphorylation
Cellular component (GO): cytoplasm; nucleus
Molecular function (GO): protein serine/threonine kinase activity; ATP binding
Source: RefSeq, a predicted model, not a curated record